GGAAGGUAACCGCAGAAUAUUUCUGUGAACAAAAAUCUUAACUUACAAUCCAAUGACUUAAUAUCUUUUGUUUUCAGAGGAGAUGUCACAUCUUUAUUUGCCGUGGGGCGCAGGGGAGAGGUAUACGAAUCGUUUGCAAGUGCGUAACCAGUUCGCCAGUACCCUAGAGCUGCAUAAUCAAUCAUCAUACGAAUAUCAAGAACCCAUACAACGUCAGAGAAGUCCAAGUUUACCACCCAUCCAUCACGUUGAUUCAGAGAGAACGCUUACUAAAGAAGACCGAAGAUCUAAUAUAUUAAAUCGCAAUAUUCCCAGUGCUAAAAGAUUUGCUUUUUACGAUGAGGACUGCGAAGGUGACACGUCGGGAUAUGGCAGUGAAACAGUGAAUCAUAAAAAUAUAAAUAGUGUUCUACAUGAAAUCAGUAAUGACCACAACCCUGUUGUGGCCUGGGAACAAGAAGGGAAGGAAAACAGAAAUCGAAUGUCGUGUGGGGAUAAAUCGGGGACGACCGACGGAGUAUGGUCAGCCCGGAGCCCCCGCGGCUCCACGGCCGAAGAGGGCCGGCCGCGAUGGGGUGACCGCGGAGUCGCCACUGGCCGCCUCUGGGAGCCCACCGCGCCCACUGAACGCUUGCCUCAGAUGCCAAAUCAGAAGAAAGGUACGCCUUCUUGGGUCGAACGUGGUCUUAACAUGAUAGAAAACUCGGCGGAAGUUCUAGUCAUUGAUCAAAGGAGUUCCACCAAUUCAGGCUUCGAUUGUGACAGAUCUUCCUCUAACGGCAGCGAUGAGAGCAGGACAUUUCUGAGAGGUCAAAAUGUACCUCUUGAACCCGAAAUAAAAGCUCAAAGAGAAAAUAAACGCAUGAAAGCGUUAGAAUUACAAUCUGCGAUUUUAAGCCAAUUAGAAGAUCGUGAAAGACAGAGACAAGAAGAAAAAGAAAGAAAACUUAGAGAGGAACGCCUGGAAGAAUUGAGAAUAAAACGUCAACAAGAAGAGGAUAGGCAAAGACUAGAAGAAGAACGAAGAAAAAGUGAACAGAAGCAGUUGCUCGAACAAAAAAAGUUAGAAACACUAAAGAAAGCACUUGAGGAUGCAGAACGAAAAGCAAGGCAAGAAAAAGAGAAAAGGUUUACUAGUCACCGACAAACCGUUCACUCAAACAUUAUAAUAGAAAAAAACAAAUCAAUACCAGAUAUGAAUGAAUCCAAUGAUUUAACAGAAGUAACUGAAUCAGUUACUCCUACCAAAACUAAUAGAACUUAUGAUGUUCAUUCCGCAAAAAGUCAAAAGAAAGAUUGCGGCUCUAUACACACAACAGAAUUCAAUUCGCCGAGAUCAGCAGGGCCAAAUAAUUUAAAUUUAUUUAUUCAUAGCGUACCUCCUCUUACAUUAACCGAUAACCAAUACAAUAUCGUACCAAUAGGAAUAAAUGGUCACGGUGAAAUAAUAAGUGGACAAUCAAGUAGUUUGCAAUUAGCAGUUAUAGUUCCACAAAACAUAUCAAAUAGCUUGUGCAGCGUAUCAUUAAAUUCGCUGAACAAUUUAAGUGAACUAUCGGAUUCUGGAAAAGUUUUGACUCCACGGAAAUAUCGAGUGGCCAAUGUUCUAAUAAAAACCAAAGAAGUUGCAACACAAACGGAUUCAAUUUUUGGCAAAACCACAACAGAUAAAACUUUUGAUACUAUUGAGAGAAAUUACGACAAAGAUUAUCCAAAUAUUGAUGAAAAUGCACCUCAUGAAAGUCAUCACAAUACCUUAAAAAAGGACAGACGUUUUCGUUCAGAAGAACGUUUUAAAAAAGAGAUUGAAAGUAGACCUAAAUGGGGUGUCAACAGGCCCGCUGCACAAUAUAAAAAACAAAGUGAAAAAGAUCCAUUCUACAGUCAAAAAAGGAAAAUGCGACAAAAAUACCGAUCCCAAGCACGGCAAUAUUUAUCACAAUCGAGUGAGGACAGUCGUUCUCCAAGUCCGCCAACAAGAUCUGAUAAGAAUUCUGAUAACAACCUGAAGCAACGUAAUUCACUGAGUCAAUCAUAUUGGAAAACAAAACAACCUAAUAAUGAAGUAUCUAAAUUAAAUAGUGCAAGUGAAGCGACAAGUAGUAUAGCUUUAGAAUUUACUCAUAUAGGUACGGCAAAUGCCGAAAUCGUUGAAAAUAGAAAAUCCCCAAAGCGGUCUCCUACAAAAAGGAUGACCUUGUCCCAAAAAUUUAUUAACGACAAAUACGGAAAUAGAAAACUGUGGUUAGAUGAUGUUAACGAAAGAAAUAUUAUAGAAAAUCGAAAGAAAAUUAUAGACCAAUUAAAUUUUGCAAAAAAGGAUUAUAUGGAUCGUAAUAAAGACCAAGAUAUAAUCAACGCUAAAUAUUAACGAAUGGCUUACUGAAGACUUAUGUAAAUAGAUUUCAUAUAGUUCUUAACAAUUUAACACUGCCUUGUGAAUCACAGUUAGCUAGUAGUGCAAUCCAAUAAGAAGAGAAAAUAGGUUAGUAGGGAUAUUGAUUAAACUGUUUCUAUGGAAUGAGCCAAAAUGUUACGUCGAUAUAGUAGCAGCAACAUGCGUAUUGGUACAAGUCUAGGAACAAUAAAAUGUCUAAAUUGGACGAUUUCUUUGAUAAAAAGAAAGAUGAAGCUCCUAUGCUGGAUUUGUCUAAAACUGUGAUUAAUAGUGCCGAGGAAUACAGAGCGGUUUUGGAUAAAGUGCCCGACUUUAAGACGAGACCAGAGAAGGUAAUUCUUGUUAUCAAAAUUAUUUUGUGAUGAAAUAGCAAAACAUAAAUAAAUUUACACAAUAGGUACGCGCAGACGAUAUUAAAAUAAAAGAUAGAGCGGAAGAUCACAAGACUAAAACGCCUAAAAAGGAAAUACGCGCUUAUGAAAAGUUGGGAACGCGCGGUUAUGAAGAGAAACAUUUCACAUUCAUGGACCCCAUUCCCGUAGAGAUGCGAGGCCUGAAGUUUGAAGAACUAUGUAUUGUGCCUAUUGAAUGGAAAAUGCUUACAUCCAUUAGACCUAAAUCUAAGCUUGAUGAAGAAUAUUAUAACAGGUUAAUAGAACUGGGUAAAGCUGAAUUAAAAACUAAGGCCAGAGAAAAAAGAGAAUUGGCGAAAAACAACAUGAUAAGGAAAACUAAGAACCGAUCGGGUGUGACUGAAACAAGAAUUGUUUCUUGUUCUGAAUGCGGCGAAGAAUAUUGUAAUGGUUGGUAAUGUUGCUGUUUUGAUUUUUACUGAGAUCACAUAUCCCAAUUAUUAGUAAGUAGUUAGGUACACUUUCCGAAAUUUAUUACUAGAUUUUUUUCCGUAAAAACAUUCUCCAAAUUAGGGAAAAUCUUAAAAAAAUGAUAGAUGAAAUACAAUGACCUUCUAUGAAAUUGGUAAUCGUUCUCAAGGAACAUAGGAAAUAUUUUUUUGGGUUCUGUAACCUGAGGGUAAAAACGUUAACCUAUUACUAAAACUCCACUUUCCGUCUGUCUGUCUGUUUAUCACCGGGCUGUGUCUCAUGAACCGAAAUGAACCCUGAACAGUUGAUCACAGAUGAUGUAUUUCUGUUGCCACUAAAAAUACUAAAAACAGAAUAAAAUAAAUAUUUUAGGGGGUUUCCAUAAAACAAACGCGAUUUUUUUGCCGUAUUGAUAUGACACUUAUAAUAUCCACAGAAUAUUUAGUUGUAUAUUCACUUUAUAAAUGAAAAAUUAAAUUAAAAUUAUAUUUAAGGAGAGCUCCCAUACAACAUUUUUUGUAGUCUUUUGCGCGAUACUAAAAUUUAGGUAGUGUAGGUAACAUUAUUUAUCUAUUAUGCACCGUGAAUUUUAAGUUACGCAUUCUCUGGUUUUUAGUGGCCCUGUUCAGGGCUUUAGGUAGGGCCCUGCUCAUUUCAUCCGGCCCAAGGGCUGGCUGAAAUGUGCGUGGAGGAGCCCCACAUACCUAUUCUUCUCGCUCCCCUGGUGGUUGAAGGAUGCGUAAGGCAUUUCCCUGACAAAAAAAAAGGUUUACGGGAGAUAGGUUAGGGCGUACCUUAAACUUUUAAACCGUUACAAAAUAAUGUUUAAACAUAAACAAGAUUGAAAUAAACGGGGUUUUUGUUAUUACAGGCAUAUUAUAGAAAAAACUAAAAACUUUUUUCUUCAUUAUAAUCAACAGGAAAGUGGUGUGUCAUCACAAAUUAUGACAUGUUCGCGCGUUUGAAAGUGGAGGUGGAAACCAAGAGGAAGACACAGGCUGCGCCGCCGCAGUCUGGCAAACUGCGUAGACCCAAGCGGCGCGGACGAAGGAAGCCGCGCAGCAAGAGCGCAGCACCGCCGUUACAAAACUCCAAUUUCAAAAAGUCAGGCGCUAAGAGCGAUUCCGAAUUAUAAACCUAUUAUUUGUCGUAAAAUAUACUAAAUACGUUAUUUACAAGGUUUCUGUGUUGUGUUGUGAUGUGACACAUUAAAGUAUAUAAAAACUCAUUUUGCUAUUCGUCCAUAUGGCUGCUUUGCUGGCUUUUCAAAACAUAACUUCGUAUUGAAUAUCCACAAUAAACUACCUAUUAUUAUUUAUUUGUAAAAAAUAGUAGAUCCGAAUAAUAUUUCACUUUUGUAAUAUACAAUUCAAACUGCACAAAUUCGUCUAACUGUAAGCAUUAAAACAUUAUUUGCUGCUACCUAGCUUCCGCCCAAAACUUUGUCCGGGUUAUAAUUAGUUUAUUGUGAAUCAAAAAGAUAAGUCAGAAACCUUUUUUCCGGUAUAAAAAGUAUCUUGUGUGUUAAUCUAGGUAAGAUCUAUUUAUUCCAAAUGUCAUCCAAAUCCGUCCAGCCAGCCGUUUUAGUGUGAACGAGUAACCAACAUACACUGCAUCCAUUGAUACUUUCACGUUUAUAAUAUAAUUAGGAUUCAUUAUUUACUUACUUCCAAAAUAAUAAUGCAUUUACAUAGGACAAACUUACGUGCCUUAAUUAUAUCAAAAUGAUGAUAGUACAGAACUGAUAUAAUAUAACGUGUACCUAUGUGGAAAUAUACAGAAUGUGCCACGGGUUUGUCUCACGGAGGGAAAGUAUAUUAAAUAUUGAAGAUAGGAUAUUUCAGUGAAAGAGGACAUCAUUUUAUUUGUAAUAUUAAGUAGAACUGCAUUCACAAUUUCCAGAAAAUCGCCUGCCGAAACCGGGAUUCAAAGUCGUGAAAUGUGAAACAGAAAAAACACCAUGUAUUUUAUGAUAACCGUCGACAGGGUUAAUCAUGAGGAUUGCUUUUUCCUAAAUAACAUAGUAUUUUAAAUGAAAGGAAAAAAUCACGAUUUAUUUUUAAUAAUUGAACAUAAACUUCAAUCGAAAAGAAACGGUGCAUUGUUUGUUUAUGUAUCGCUUUUUUUCACGUACUUAAAGUAAGGAAAUCCUGUAUUAUUAAGACU
Messenger RNA from Chilo suppressalis (striped riceborer), 5388 nucleotides. The record is from the annotation of a GenBank genome assembly. NCBI's taxonomy places the organism in Eukaryota, Metazoa, Arthropoda, Insecta, Lepidoptera, Crambidae.